Messenger RNA from Trichomonas vaginalis G3, 1564 nucleotides. RefSeq names its product protein of unknown function, DUF4106 family. The transcript has a single exon. Lineage: Eukaryota; Parabasalia; Trichomonadida; Trichomonadidae. The annotation marks the transcript as partial. The record is from RefSeq and is a predicted model, not a curated record.
AUGGAUAGCGAUGAGUAUAAAAAAGAAGUUGAAGCAAAUGUAAAGGCAGAAAAACUUUUACAGUUGCAAAACCAAACCGUACAGUAUGAAAACUUAGCACAAGAAAGUAAAAAUAACGACGCAGCCAUGCAAAAGGCAAUGAAAAGCGCAGAAUAUAUAAAAGCUAACAAUGACUGGUUAGAUGCCCAAGCCAACGCUAAAGCAGCUCAACUUAUAGGGUCAAUAAGGACAAAAAUACAAGCGGAUGAAGACAGUUCAAAUGAAGCUUUAACGAAUGCUGACUUUAAGAACGCCUUCGAAGCUCUUCAUAGUAAGGUGAAACUAGUGAACGACUUCUCAUCUGGAAAGAAACUGAAGUCUGAAGGUUUCGACAAAGAGUUAAAAGAAGUAGCACAAAAUAUGACGAAAAUAACAGAUGCAGCAACGAGACAGGCAGUUCAAAGCGCCUAUGACGCCGUUAGAGCAACUGUUGUGGAAAGUCAAGAAAAAGAGUUACAACAGACCAAAACAGACCUAGUAAAUGCUUUCUUAAGAACGAAAAGUCAGGUAGGACAUUAUGCUGCAGAUGGAACAUAUGUGCCAGCUGGUGGAACUUAUAUACCACCAAACCCUCCAAGAGAAGCACCUGCACCAGGACUACCUAAAACAUUUACAUCGUCACAUGGACACAGACACAGGCAUGCACCAAAACCAACACAACAACCAACACAACAACCAGCACAACAACCACCUCCACAACCAGCACAGCAACCAACAGUUCAAAACCCUGCACAGCAACCACAAACAGCACAACAACCACCUCCACAACCAGCACAGCAACCACAAACAGAGCAAGGACAUAAAAGAAGUAGAGAACAAGGAAACCAAGAAUUCUUAAAAAUGCUUAAGGAAGACUAUGGUUACCCAGAUACUCUUGACUUUAGUGACAGAUAUAAAGAAGCUAUUAGAAAGUUCAAGGAAGGAAAUACUGACCCGAACCUAUUUAGCUUUAUGGCUCAGCACCAUAUGGGAUAUAAUUUCAAACCUGGAAAAUACAAACUCGCUAAGGGAUAUGAUUUAAUAGCAUAUCAUCCAAAUGACAUGAACGAAUUUACUCCGAGAUAUUUGGUGUCAGAGCUAAAUGACAAUUCAACUCUCUUCAUGAAACGCGUAAAAAAUAGAGACGGAACGAAAGAAGAAAGGUUUAUGAGUCCGGAUGACUUAGAUAGGGAACUUGUUGAAAACGGUCUCGGAAUAUAUGAAAUGCCAGCAGAUGAGGUACAAGAAACUCAACAGGAAGAAGUUCAGAUACAACCAGACAUGGAAGAAAUAGUUCAGCAACAACAGCUAGAAGAGCCUGAAGGAAACGAACAAGUCCCUCAUUUGGAAACUAACUUCACAGAACUAGAUGAAGAUUUGGAACAGCCGAAAAAUCUUGACCCUCAACAAGAGUAUGAGGAGAAUAUGGAAUCUUUCCAAGAGUCUAAAAAAAAUUCGGCUGGCAUAGUAGAAGAAUAUCGAAAAAUGUUUGCCGACAUACAAAAGACUCCAACACCAGAUGAAAAUAUUCAGCAUAGAAUGGAAG